UUUUGAGAGUGAUGAGAGGCAUCGAUUAUCUUCAUGCACCAAGUUUAGUUGAUUUGAAGAGAUAGGAUCAUCUUAGUACGUUAAUUUUUUUUUUGUUCCAGAUCUGAAUAUGUUCAUUUGAUUGUUUAGAUAUUACUGUUUUCAGGAUAUCAGGUUUGAAAAUGUCUGGCAGAUCAGAAGAAAUGGAUAUUGGAAUACUGGAACAGAAUGUUCGUUACCACCUGGAAAAGGCCUUCUUGGAGCAAGCAAGAGCCUUCUCAAAAUCUGAAGGGCAAAAUAAUGAUUUCAAGAAAAACCUUGAAGAGAUGGAGGCUCAAACAAAAGAACUGCAGAAAAAACUUGAUAAUACUGAAGCCCAAAAUAAAGAUUUUCAUAUUAAGCUUGCACAAAGUGAAGUUGAGAAGAAAGAGCUUCAGGAGGAUUAUGAAAUAUGUUACGAAACAAAAGGAAAAACUAAGGAAAAAAAUCAUUCAAUUGGAAAAGGAGCUGGAAAAAAAACAAGCACUAGAGCUGGAGAUAGAGCAGAUGAGAGGUGCUUUAAGGACGAUGGAACACAUGGAUGUGAAUGAGGACUUGGAUGCCAAGAAGCAGAUGGAUGAAAUCAAACAAACCCUAAAGGAGAAAGAGGUUGAGUGUGAAGAUUUAGAUACACUUUGCCAAACCCUUAUGGUCAGGGAGCGGAGAAGUAACGAUGAACUACAGGAGGCUCGCAAGGAGCUAGUCAAUGGACUAUGAGAUCCAACAACCCAGGUUCAUAAGAACGGUGUUCAUAUUGGUGUCAAGGUAUUGGGAGACCUUGAUGUCAGACCAUUUGAGACUGCUAUGAAGAGAAGAUAUUCUAAAGCAGAAGCGGAUGUGAAGACAUUGGAGGUAUGCUCUCUAUGGGAGACAUAUCUAGCAGAUCCAUAUUGGCAUCCAUUCAAG
This is a messenger RNA of Fragaria vesca subsp. vesca, 924 nucleotides long. RefSeq lists its product as uncharacterized. Lineage: Eukaryota; Viridiplantae; Streptophyta; Magnoliopsida; Rosales; Rosaceae. The record is from RefSeq and is a predicted model, not a curated record. The coding region runs from base 208 to 735 and encodes 175 amino acids. The transcript has 4 exons.